Naegleria lovaniensis is the source of this 3033-nucleotide messenger RNA. RefSeq lists its product as uncharacterized. Lineage: Eukaryota; Heterolobosea; Eutetramitea; Acrasida; Naegleriidae. The coding region runs from base 1 to 3033 and encodes 1010 amino acids. The transcript is spliced from 4 exons. Gene Ontology annotation, cellular component: membrane; intracellular membrane-bounded organelle. Gene Ontology annotation, biological process: transmembrane transport; lipid transport. The record is from RefSeq and is a predicted model, not a curated record. Gene Ontology annotation, molecular function: ATP binding; ATP hydrolysis activity; lipid carrier activity.
AUGCAACAAUCAGUCGUGAUUGAAGAAAAGAAACAAGUUCAAUUUGAUCCGAACACUGCCAAUAACACCGAAGCUGCUGAUUUGAUCAUGCAGAAUUCAGUAGCGAGAGAUUUGAACCAAAUCAGGGCCUUGUUUUUGAAAUCUCUAUUUCUACAAUUUAGGCAAUACAAAACAAACCUUUGUCAGUUGUUGUUCCCUGUCAUGUGUUUGGUGUUCAUUUUUAUUUUACAAGCGGUUCUGAACACUCUCGUUCAAGGGUUUUUCAAUGCUGCUGGUACGGAUGGAGUUUUUAAAAUCAAUGCAACCUCUCUGGAAUUGUCACAACUCAUGUUACAAGCCAAACAAACAGAGUACAAUCAACAACUAGUCCUCAAUAAUGAUCCUAGCGCUACCAAAAACUUAACAUUUUCUCCACCUGAAGCUAUUUAUUUGAGUUCAGACAAGAUUGGUUAUUUGGAUGCCAUUGGUAUUGGCAGAUUAUCACCAAAUAUUAGUGAACCUUCGACUGGAUUUCUCAAACUUGUCACUCCAUUCUCUAGAUCUAGUCCUUUCUAUUUGGUCAAUGGAACUUACAAUUACACUGGAUUUAUUCAAAUUCCUUACAGUGCCACUGGUCCAUUCACAGAUGAACGUUCGAUGGAUGCAAUGAUAUUUGAUCAAAUGGGAGCUGUUGGUAAACCAGAACGAAUGAAUGCAGUUGGAGCUUAUAUUAUUAGAGAAUUAUCGAAUGGUCCUCAAAAAGGACGAAUUAAUUACACUGUAGAAUAUGAUUAUGAUGAAAAAACUCGAUUCUGUGGUGGAUUUAUGAAAAAAUCUCCUUAUUCCUUUGUGAUUAAGAGCUGUAGAGAUGUCCUUGGUGUUGGUCUUCAAAAUUGGAUGAACGAUGCCUUCUUAAAGAACAUGACAGGAAGUAAUAGCUAUAGAAUCAAAACUAGCACUGCUCAAAUGCCCUACGACACUUCAAUUGCAACCUUCCAAAUUGCAGAUCUUUUAGGUUAUUUCUUUUUCCCAAUGAUUUUGUGUUUGUUGUUACCUUCAUUUAGUUUCACAGUCGUAUUGGAAAAACAAUUCAAACUGAGAGAAAUGAUGAAACUCAUGGGCAUGAAAAUGAGAUAUUACUGGCUUGUGACUUAUGUUUUCUUUUUCCUUUUGUAUUGUAUUUCAGCAGCAUUAUUUAUUAUUUUCAGCUUGAUAUUUGGCUUUAGAUUUAUUACUCAAACAAAUCCAUUGAUUUUAUUUAUUUUCUUUGUGUGUUGGGGAAGCACAUUGGUGAGCUUUUCAUUCUUACUAUCUUCCUUUGUUGGAAAGACCAUUGUGGCAACUAUUAUCAGUUACCUCAUUGUGUUGAUUGGUCCUAUGGUUGGUGUCAUUCUUGAGAUGCAACUUUUGACAGACGCCCCCAAUGCUCGUUAUGGGCUACUGGUUGUCUUUCCAUUACAAAUUACACAUUUCGUAUAUGCAGCAUCGAGUUCAUGCAAUAAUUUGGAAUGCUUACGAAAGACAUCAGAUAUUUUUGCCAACAAGUCUAUUUUCUUUUCACUCAUUUACAUGGUGGGAAUGUCAGUGAUUUACUUUUUAUUGAGCUUGUACUUUGAUGCUGUUGUUCCUCAACCUUUUGGUGUUUCAAGACAUCCACUAUUUUUCCUCGAAUGGAUUUGGAAACCUUUCACCAAAAAUCGAGUCAAGAAGAGUUCAUCCAGUAAGAACAAGAUUUUACCAUGCACUUCUCCUUCUGAUUCACAACCAGCACAAGAUGAUGAAUUGGUUAUGGAUGCAUCGAAAAAUCGUAUCGAUGAAAUGGAUUCAGAUGUUUUUGAAGAAUAUCGCAAAGUCAAUCCUCCAAAUCUCGACAAGAAACAAACUCUCGAACAUUUGAAGCAGUUAAAGAAUGAAUAUGGAGUGGUCUUUUAUAAUUUAGAAAAGACUUAUGGAAUGAAUCGAGCAGUGAAAGGAACAUGUUUGACUAUUGGAAAGUCAGAAUGUUUUGGAUUAUUGGGUAUGAACGGUGCUGGUAAAUCCACAACCAUUUCCAUGUUAUCAGGAAUGUUUGGUCCAUCAGGUGGAACUGCCUUUGUCUAUGGCAAAGAUAUUCGACAUGACAUGAAUGACAUUCAUCAAAUCAUGGGUCUUACCGCUCAAUUUGAUAUUCUCUAUCCAGACUUGACUUGUGAAGAACAUUUAUUAUUCUACAGUCGGUUGAAAGGUCUCAAAUUGAAAUACGAAAAAGAACACGUUCAAAGUUUAUUGAGACAAGUUGGAUUAGAUAAUGAAACAUUGAAAACCAAAUGGUCACCCAACUCGAGUGCACUUUCCGGAGGUAUGAAACGAAGACUUUCCAUUGCCAUUUCAUUGGUAGCAGAUCCAAAAAUUAUCUUGUUGGAUGAACCCACGACUGGACUUGACCCUCUCAGUAAGAGACAUUUGUGGAAUAUUAUUUUGAAUCAAAAGAAGAAUCGAACAGUGAUUUUGACGACUCACUCCAUGGAGGAAGCAGACGUCCUGUGUGACAGGAUUACCAUCAUGUCGAAAGGAUCAUUUAAAUGUUUAGGACCUGGUUUGCGAUUGAAAAACAAAUUUGGUGAUGGAUUUUUAUUGAGUGUGAGUUAUGGAGCAGAACAACAACAGCGUGCAGAGCAAUAUGUUUAUGAUUAUGUUCCUGAGGCAGUGAAGGAUUUAACAUUAUCAGGAACAACAAUAUUCAAAAUUCCAAGUUUUUCUUCUAGUGGCUCUAAAAAUACAAAUUCACAACAAACGAUUGAGACGAGCGUUGAGGACGUGGAAUUAACACACCAAGCUACUCCAAAACAACAAAUGGAAGCUCGUGAGACGAGAUCUAUUGCUGGAUUAUUCAAGCAUAUGGAAAGAGGCAAAGCAGAGAAUGGUAUUAAGGAAUGGGCUCUCAACCAAUGUUCCCUCGAACAAGUGUUUUUGAAUAUAGUUCAGAAAGAUUCGGAGAAAAGGUCAGCCUCCGAGAAAGAGGCCAAAUGUGCCCACAAGAGAUCUACUGUUCUCAUUCGACAAUGCUUGUGUUAA